Molecule: messenger RNA, 655 nt
Organism: Trematomus bernacchii (emerald rockcod)
Lineage: Eukaryota; Metazoa; Chordata; Actinopteri; Perciformes; Nototheniidae
Product: ATP-dependent RNA helicase A protein-like
Molecular function (GO): double-stranded RNA binding
Source: RefSeq, a predicted model, not a curated record
AGAUGGGCGUGACUUCGCCACUCUAUAAGAACGGGCAUCACACUCACUAGCCACUUCCGGUGUCUGCAGAAGCCUCUCAUCGGCCUGUCGGACCACCAUGGCGGACAUCAAGAACGUGCUGUACGCCUGGUGCGGGAAGAAGAAGCUGACGCCCAGCUACGACAUCCGAGCUGCAGGGAACAAAAACCGCCAGAAGUUCCUGUGUGAGGUCCGAGUGGAUAGCUUCAGCUACAUCGGGAUGGGAAACUCCAGCAACAAGAAGGACGCUCAGACCAACGCCGCCCGAGACUUCGUCAACUUCCUGGUCCGCAGCGGAGAGAUGAGCGCCGCCGAGGUCCCGGCGCCAGGGAUGAGCGCUGCAGCUGGAGAUCAGCCUGAUGGAGGAGCAGGAGAAGGAGCAGGAGCAGGAGAAGGAGGAGGCUUUGGGAACCUCCCCUCCAGCGGGCCGCUGCCUCCUCACCUCGUGGUGAAAGCUGAACUGAAAGAGCAGAGCGGGCCGGUGCCGGGUGUCACGGGACUCGGGUACUCCGGAGGAGGAAACUCCGGGUGGGGAGGAGGAGAUGGAGGAAGAGGAGGAGGUGGAGGAGGAGAAUGGGAGCGAGGAGCGAAUCUGAAGGAAUAUUACUCCAAGAGAGACGAGCAGGAGGCGCAGGCG